This is a messenger RNA of Orbicella faveolata, 3679 nucleotides long. RefSeq lists its product as uncharacterized. NCBI's taxonomy places the organism in Eukaryota, Metazoa, Cnidaria, Anthozoa, Scleractinia, Merulinidae. The record is from RefSeq and is a predicted model, not a curated record.
AUGUAACUUGUUGUUCAUCGAGAAACAUUUUGUCGGUUAAAGGAAUCGACAGUGUUCGAAUCUUCUAACUCUUGAAUUAUUAAAAAGCAUACUGAGGUACUUUGACAAACUGUUUCGAUAAUGACCUUGCGUAGGCGCUACUGGUUUUUACAGACAAUAAUGUAUCAGAGUGUCUGACUGUCCACACCUCUGUUCGUUUGACGGAGUGAAUGACUGCACUGGUGACUGGCUAGAAACUGACUAUCUGUCUGUUUGUCUGAAAUUCCCUCUGUCUGUCUGUCUGUCUCUCCGGCUUUUCAACGUUUCAAUACUUACAUGUAGUUUUGUAGAAAUUUCUUAAUUUUGCAACUUAGUUUGAGAAAAAGAUCGUCAUUAUGUUUAUCGUUGAUUCACAUUGACUGGUAAAAACAAACAGCUCUAGGUAAUGAUACGCUGAAAACCAUCCUGCUGUAUUCUUUGAGGACUAUUAAAUAAAGCCACGACUCAUUUAUGAAUCGGUCAGAAGAUCAUUGUUUAAGUUCUUUACCCAUCGAAACAGUAUAAACUUGUUGCCUUUGUGAGAUUUUCUGCUUGAUUAGCAAAGCUUGGCAAUGCAUCGCGCUGAAAUAGCAAGGAACGAAUAAAAUAUGCUAAUAUAAUGACGACUGAAUUUAUUUUGUUUACUUUUCGGAGUAAAAGGAAUACAUAAAAUAGGCUGCUUUUCAAUGUAGAGAUUGACUUAAAGAGGAUAUUGUUCCUUUAUUGUAGGAAAAAAUGCUUGGGCUCGAACGCCCUCGAGUAAAGCACUAAAUUCUUGAAUCGAAAUACAGUUCAAUAUUGUUUUAUUUUGUGUUUUUAUUUUAACUAUCGUUUCUUCUAUUGCGGUUUCAUUGCUACAACUGAGUAAACAGAUAAUUUACUGGAGGUCGAAACUCGACUCCAGGGUAUUUUGAAUAGCAGGUGUAAAUAAAUCUACACUUGAUUUAUUUUUUCGUGGAUAUAUCAUUGUUUCGACGACGUUGUGUUGCUUCAGUGUAAUAUUGUCGCGUUAUCAAGACAUCGGACAAAAAAUAAUUACUUCUGAUCUUAUAAGCGCAGUCGAGUUAGCUCGUGAUAUGCAAAUCUGCGACAGCCACACUCUGGCAUUAUCAUAAUUUCGAUUUUAUCAAAUGGAAAUUAAGCUUUUUAGCCGUAUCCAGCUGUACGCUGACAGGAAGCGUUAAGUUUCCUUUCACUGGUUUCAAAUCGACUGAUUCAAAAUGGCUUCUCAGGAGUAUAAAGACAGUGAUUUUUACGAUUAUUGUUGUCCCGUCUGCCUGGAAGAGUUUCAAGAUCCCAAAGUUCUUCCAACGUGUAAUCAUAACGUGUGCAGACAGUGUCUUGAGAAUAUUAUUAUGCGAGCGAAACCGGCUUACUUACAGUGCCCGACGUGUCGCCAAGAAUCUUUCAUUCGAGAGGAAGACCUAGAUGGUUUACAAACAAACGUGUUCUUGGUGAAAUUGUUGCAACAGACCGAACCACAACAGGAGCGGGAAAAACUUACUAAGGGCAUCCAAGCGUGCACCACAAAAGCCGAAGUGUUAGGAGAAUUAAUCAAGGAGCUUAAGUUGUGUAGAGAGCGAAAACUCGAACGCGGAGACAGUCUAAAGGAGGAAAUUCACAGAAUGGCGGACGCGCUUGUGGAGAAGACGAGAAAAAGCGAGGCGGAGUUGAUAGAUAAGUUGGAAGACUUUAUUGCACAACAAGACAGGGUUUUCAACCGCGUUGAAACUAAAGUGGAAGCCUUCAGAAGGAAGAUACAAGAUCAAGUUGAUUUAUCUUUAAACGUUUAUGAUCGAGAAGAGGAAGGUGAGAUUUCCAAGAUGAAAAACGCUUUGACUUCCCUUGCUCGCGAUAAUCCCGAGGACAAACUCUACAAAGAAAUCAACGAACUGGAUUCGUUCACUGUGGCAUUUGACGCAAACAAAGAUCUUCUGCAAAAAGCCAAAAGUCAGGGGAUUGGAAACUUAACUCUGAGCGACCAGUGUGGAGUGAAAAUUGGCCUUUGCACUCCCCUUCAAGUCAUGAGGGUAUCGCUUACUACACUUCGUAAGAUCACUCCUUCGAAUUUCGGCUUCGAAUCUUUCUCUCCCUUAAGUAUCGCGACAGAUGGAGAAAAGCACGUGGCAGUGGCAGAUCCAGAAAACAACAACAUCCUUAUUUUGAACAGAAAUGGCGAUUUCGUGAGAAGAUUUACAUCUCCUGCAAACUCGUCCCAGCCAGCCAUGAUGUUUUCAGGUGUUACGUUUUCGAAAGACCAUAAAGAUUUAAUUGCGGUCAAUGGCGCCCGUGACGUGCACCUGAUUAACCCCAAAGAAGGAACAUUUAAAGUGAGUUACAGAAGCAGCCCGCAGUGGGGCGUCAAAUACUGUUUCGUCACAACCGAUCCAUAUGGACGAUUCCUCCUCACUUGCGAACCCUUGGCGAAGCAGUACCGAGCAUGCAUCGUCGUGCAUUCGGAUGCGCCUUUCGGGAAACCCGAUUUGAGGUUCGGGUUUUCAGGCGACGGCACACUGUUGUUCCCUUUCAAAGCACUUUACCAUGACAAACAUUAUUACGUGACAGACAUGGAAAAAGGUUGCGUUAUGGUAUACAAUGAAAACGGUGAAUUUCUUCGACAUUUCGGGAGGAAGGACGAUGAAAUAAAUGGCGAUGGACAUCUGGUUUUGCCCACAGGAAUGACUUUUGAUCCCAGGGAGGAAACCUUUUUGGUAUGCGACUGGGGUUCCAGUUCUAUUCAGACUUAUAAACCCGACGGGACUUUCCUGGGGGCAUUCCCCAUCGACGGACGUCCCACGGAUAUAGCGAUGUUCUCCGACGGAACCCUGGUAGUGUCUUCUAAAGACGAUCAGUGGAUUCAGUUUAUGUCAAUAUCUCCUCUUGGAGCGUUGACAGCGCAGAAUGAUGUGGAAGAUGAGUGAAGUGCAAGUCAUUGUGCGCAUAACUCGGAAAAUUUCUUUUUGUUUGCAGCUCAAUUAAAUUGUUAGAUUCGUGACGUUAUGUUCCAGCAUGAUAUCAUUUUACAGUGAAAUUUUCUGUAAAGCAGAAACCUAUCGAUACAUCCCCCUUACCUACAUAACCCUACAUUCCCACUUUUUCUACCGAUCCAGUAAGGGUUAUAAUAAAGGUGAUAAGAGCUCUAUAUUAAUCAGAUGUAAUCACAAAUUAUAAACCAUUUUGCUAUUUACUGUUCCAAACUUGUUAAGACUUAUCAAAGCCACGUGCCCUUUUCAUUUGCUGUCGCUGAACAGUAGAGCGACUACUACUAUAUAUACUCAGAUAGUACACGCGCCGUGAUUGGUCAAUUUUACAACAAUUCGUGCUCGAUGUAGUGCGGCCCGCCCGCUUGGCUUGAAAUGUUUCUUUUCCUCAAAGCGAGUGACACUGACAGCGACAAGCAACUUUAUACUAGUAAUUUCGAACAGAAAGUGAAUGUUGUGCGGUGGUGUGGGUGACACACUUGAGGGGUACAUGAUAAUAUAUUGUUGGGGUAUUGGCUUGUUAGGAAUAAAUAAAUUGCUAGCAUAUUUUGAUGAUUGACUAUAUCAUGAAGUAUGAAGUUUUCAACGGAUUAAGUCUUCCGUAUAUUAAUACGUCCAAUCUCUCAUGACCAGUCCGUUUCCCUAAAAAAGCUUUUGCUUUGGAAAGCCCUUACAUACAU